AUGAAUAAGUCGUUGCCUGAGAAUCAUCCUUCAUUAGCAACAAGUUACAAUAACAUGGGUAAUGUGUAUUUUAGUAUUGGAGAAUAUUCGCAAUCUUUGGAAUACUAUGAGAAAGGACAUGAAAUAUUUGUAAAAUCAUUUCCUGUAAAUCACCCGUAUAUUGCUGUUAGUUACACUAAUAUGGGUAAUGUGUAUUCUAACAUGGGAGAAUAUUCGAAAGCACUCGAGUGUUUGGAAACAAGUGUGAAAAUCAUGAAAACAUCGUUGGGAUUGGAUCAUCCUUCUUUUGUGUCGACAUAUAGUUGGAUUGGACGUACAUAUCGUUCUAUGAAAGAUUAUGUAAGAUCAUUAUCAUAUUUUGAAAAGGCAUUAGAAAUAUGUAAAAUAUCACUACCUGAAACACAUCCUUCUUUGGCAAUCACGUAUAGUAACAUAGGAGAUGUUAAAAGAUCGAUGGGUGAUUAUCCAAACGGAUUGAUGUAUCUUCGAAAAGCGGUUGAGAUGCAAGAAAAUGUCAGUUAUUAUUCUAUAUCUUUGGGCUGGACAUAUAGUUAUAUGGGUGAAUUAUAUCGUGAGAAGAAAGACUAUGUGAAAGCAGUGAAAUAUUAUGUACACGCUAAAGAGAUAGGCGAAAAGAAGUUGGAUGGUGAGCAUAAAUAUAUGUGUGCGAUAAACUACAAUCUGGGGAAAUUAUAUGAUGAAAUGAAUGAGUUUGAGAUGGCAUAUAUAAGUGUAUUGAGAGCAGUUGAAGUUGGCGAAGAACGGUUAGGUGUUCAACAUGUUGAUGUGCUGGAAUAUAAGAAGACUUUAAUGGAAAUAGAACUUCGAAAGAGAAUGACAAGAGUUGAAAAUGAAAAUUGUGGUUAUAAGAGUUGA
This is a messenger RNA of Adineta steineri, 876 nucleotides long. NCBI's taxonomy places the organism in Eukaryota, Metazoa, Rotifera, Eurotatoria, Adinetida, Adinetidae. The record is from the annotation of a GenBank genome assembly.